Aspergillus aculeatinus CBS 121060 is the source of this 1864-nucleotide messenger RNA. Its product is annotated as flavin-containing monooxygenase. NCBI's taxonomy places the organism in Eukaryota, Fungi, Ascomycota, Eurotiomycetes, Eurotiales, Aspergillaceae. Bases 56 to 1864 code for a protein of 602 amino acids. The record is from RefSeq and is a predicted model, not a curated record. The transcript has 3 exons. Gene Ontology annotation, molecular function: flavin adenine dinucleotide binding; monooxygenase activity.
AACAACAUAUGUCUAGUGUUCUCUUCCUGACCCAACUACAACUGCGAUCGACACAAUGGCUGACCUUCCGCCUCUCCCUGCUCUGCCAAGCUUUUCUCUCCAAGCGAUUGAACCAGAACAUGUCAACGCUUCCAAGAUCGUUCAGAGAUGGAUUGGCCAAUUCCUGGAAGUGAUCGAGGAGGACAACCUGAACAAGAUGUCUGAACUGUUUGUUGAAGACUGUUACUGGCGUGAUUGCGCUGCUUUAUCCUGGACCAUCGCCUGCAAAAAGGGGACUUCCAGGAUUCACCAAUACCUCAAGAACUCUGCAGCUGAGUUGGGGCAGUUGUCAAUUGUGAAGACUGGAGCGCUGAUACCGAAAUUGGUGACUCGCGAAGGGGUCGUCUACCUGCAGUCGGGCUUCACUUUCACGACAAAGUUUGGGAGCGGUCAAGGUGUGCUUAGGCUCGCCAAUACCAGUCCAUCGGAAUGGAGAGCAUGGACAGUUUCUACAAUACUCCAUGAUCUGGCCGAAAAUAUUGACCGCCCAGUAUCUGGAUUGGUAAAUGGCGAGUCCCGGAACCACGUCACGGUUAAUGGUUCUAAUCAACCGGAAACCCUGCAAGUUCUCGUUGUGGGUGGAGGACAAUCAGGUGUCACCAUAGCUGCAUGGCUCAAACAUCUCGGGUUGCGAUCACUGAUUCUGGAAAAAGGCUCACGGCUCGGUCAGGCCUGGUGGUCAAGAUACAAGACCGUGCAGACUCACACUCCGAGUCACACUGACGACUUCCCCUUUCUACCGUUUCCAACCACUUGGCCAUACGGCAUCAGCAGGGAUCGACUCGCUGGUUGGAUCGAACACUAUGCCGAAAUUAUGGAGCUUGACUACGAAGUGAAUGUCCCCGUUCAGACCAUCGAAUAUGAUCAGACAUCUCGACUGUGGUCAGUCAUCGUCAAGGAGACCCACAACAGCCAACGCGUCUUCAAAGCUCCGCAUGUCGUUUUUGCCACGGGAGUUUUCGGACCAACACCAAGCAUCCCCGAUAUCCCAGGUAUCGCAUCAUACAUGGGAUCAGCCUAUCAUUCGAGUGAGCAUACCACUGCGGCACGGAUUCCGGAUGUGAGGAAAAAGACCGUGACUAUCAUUGGAUGUGGCACAAGUGCUCACGAUAUCGCCCAAGACUUUGUGGCCCAUGGUGCAAAGGCUGUCUCGAUGAUACAGCGAACGCCUAUCUGGUCCGUGUCAACCGACUCCAUUGGCAGGAUCCAAUUCGCCGAUUAUUGCUCCCCGGACAUGACAACCGACGAGGCAGAUCAGCUCGACAUGUCUUGGCCUCUCGGGCUUACACGUGCCUGGGGCGUGGAAAUCACACAACGCAUCGUUGAAAACGACAAGGAACUGAUGGACAAGCUCGAAAGCGCUGGACUGCAUCUGAAACGUCGCCGAGAUGAUGUGUCGCUUAUUGAUCACCAACUCCUCAUCGGGGGCCAUUACUACAUCGACCAGGGAGCCGACAAGAUGAUUGUUGAUGGCAGGAUCGGUGUCCACUGGUGUGACCAAGGCGUGAAGGAAUUCCACAAAGACGGACUCACUCUACACAAUGGUAACAAGAUAUAUGCUGACAUUGUAGUGCUUGCCACAGGCUUCAAGCCGCACAAUCAACACCUUUCAGGAAUUAUUCCGAGGGAGAUUUGGGAUAAGGUCGGAGAUUUGGGGGAGCCCGACGAGGACGAGGAGUCGAUUGGACUUUACCGUCCAACUGGCGUUCCGGGGUUCUGGAGGUUUUCAGGUGGCCUCAGAGACUGUCGACAGUACUCUAAAGUGCUUGCGUUGCAAAUUCUUGCUGUUGAGCGCGGUUGGGUGGAGGGAUAUUGGGAGUCGUAG